AAAACUCUCCGAGGUUCGACAACACAUACGUGGCACAUUGCUUUAAAGAAAAGUCAAUCUGACUGGAACUUAGUUCUCAUCAACAACUUAUCCUGUCCAUCCAAAAUGGCUGCAUCCACAGCAGACUUCCCUCCCAAACUCACCCCCCACGACCCCCGCGUCGUCUCCAAAACCGCCACCAUCAACGGCAAGAAAUACCACUACCUCUUCUCCGCCCCUCCCCCUCCUACCGAUGGCGGCGACGCCUCCCAACCUCGCGGAACCGUCCUCCUCAUCCACGGCUGGCCCGACCUCUCCUUCGGCUGGCGCUACCAAGUACCCUUCCUUGUAUCUCUCGGUCUACGCGUCAUUGUCCCCGACCUGCCUGGCUUCGGCCGGUCUGAGUCGCCCGCGGAACUGACCGCCUACUCGUUCAAGUCCGUCACCCACGACCUGCUCGAGCUGGUGGAGAGCGAAGUCCCCGGUGGGCGUCAGCAGAUUGAGAAGGAAAGCGGAAUUAUUGUGGGUGGACACGACUGGGGCGGCGCCGUGGCCUGGCGGUUUGCGCUCUGGUUUCCCGACGUGACACGGGCCGUGUUCUCCGUCUGCACGCCCUUCUGGGCGCCGAGAGCGGGCGAGUUCGUCCCGCUGAAGCAAAAGGUCGAGACGGUGCUGCCGAAUUUCCGCUAUCAGCUGCAGUUGUCGGGGCCCGAGUUUGAAGCACAGGUAAAGGGCGAGGAGAAGAUCAGGCAGUUCUUGAGUGGCAUGUAUGGCGCCAAGGGACCGGAUGGGGAGCGCGUGUUCACGACGGAGAAGGGCUGUUUGUUUGAAAACUUGCCCAAGAUGGGCAAGAGCCCGUUGUUGGAUGAGCAGGAGAUGGAUUACUAUGUGAAGGAGGUGGCGGGUAAUGAUGGGGGAAGCAUGAGGGGAGGUCUGAAUUGGUAUAGGACCAGCGAGGUGAACUAUGAGGAUGAGAGGGAGCUGUUGAAGCAGUUGGAGAAGAGGGGGAAGAACGCAAAUGGGGAGAAGAUUGUGGAGCCGCCGGCGCUGUUUGUUCUGGCCACGAGGGAUGCGGCCUUGCCGCCGGCGAUGGCCCAAGGCAUGGAGAGGUUCUUCGAGAAGAAGCUGAUGAGGAGAGAGGUGGAGGCUAGCCAUUGGGCGUUGUGGGAGCAGCCGGUCAAGGUGAACCAGGCUAUUGCGGAGUUUUUGGGUGGUGUGUUGACUGAGGGGGAUGCGAAGCUUUGAGCGAGCGGAGGUGCCUUGAUGUUCUCAUGUUGUGUAACUAGGCUGCUGGUUGAAGAAAAGCUCUAGGGAACGCUAUCAAAGGAAGUAUUUUGCUUAGUAGGGCAUCUACCAAAACCGCGGCUGCAA
This is a messenger RNA of Neurospora tetrasperma FGSC 2508, 1350 nucleotides long. RefSeq lists its product as uncharacterized. NCBI's taxonomy places the organism in Eukaryota, Fungi, Ascomycota, Sordariomycetes, Sordariales, Sordariaceae. The transcript is spliced from 2 exons. The record is from RefSeq and is a predicted model, not a curated record. The coding region runs from base 106 to 1224 and encodes 372 amino acids. Gene Ontology annotation, molecular function: catalytic activity.